CAGCUUAGUCAAUCAAGUCUGGAGUGUGGGUAGUGCUGGCUUUAAUAAGGUUUUUUGUGCAUAUACACGAACGAAAACGCCCCUUCCUUAUACACGAAGUGCAGCUCACUUUCUCAAUGACGACUGCUGUAUUACUAUUACCACUUCCAUCACUCGAGCCAAUCGAUGCUUCGCGCCAAUCCCUUGUCAAGCAAGCUGUCCAGGAAUCACUGCGGCAAAAAGUCGGAAAACUCCUCAUCCUGGUACGAUUUCCAGACACGUCGUCGUUCACCAUAGACGGACAAUGGCAUCAGUUACAGGCGCUCCUGUGCUCGUUAUAUGUAACGCAGCUCAAUGUCACAUAUGCAGCCAAUGCUCCUUUAUUCGAUUGUACGAUUGUCUUCGACGGUUGGUGCAACUACUCAGUAGGACUCGAGUGUGCAGUGACGCUGGCGUUCACAACUGAACAAGACGUAUCCGAAGUCAAUGCAUGGAAUCAACAAAGAAACAUUGCUAUUGCUGUUCAUAAGCUUAUUCUCGACAAUCCAGUAAAUCCGAAACAACAAGCAACAAAUAAUAGCAGCAAUGACAAUAAUCAGAUAUUCGAUCACACCGUAGUUGGUGGCACUUUCGAUCACAUCCAUGCCGGCCACAAAAUCUUGCUCACCAUGACGGCACUUUUGGCAAAGAAGAGCAUUACUGUUGGCGUCACUGAUGACUCCAUGCUCGUAUCCAAAAAGCACCGCGAACUUAUUGCAUCGACUGAAUCUCGUAUUGAGAAUGUAAAGCGGUUCCUGCAUGUUAUCCGUCGCGGUAUUGAAUACGUUGUCGUGCCAAUUUCAGACCCAUACGGGCCGACGAUCACCGAUCCAAAACUCCAGGCAAUAGUAGUCUCCAAAGAAACAGAAAAGGGUGGUGACGCUGUUAAUGUGGAACGUGCAAAGCGAGACUACUCUCAAUUAGCAUUAAAGAUUAUUGAUGUUAUUUCCUCAGACAAUGCUUCGGUCAAUGGACAGGAUAUGGGUGCAUUAAAAAUUAGCUCGACGUGGAUACGAGAAUAUAUUGCACAACAGCAACAACAACAGUAGAUUAAACAUAUAAAACAACAGUAAAAU
Zychaea mexicana is the source of this 1094-nucleotide messenger RNA. RefSeq lists its product as uncharacterized. Gene Ontology annotation, biological process: coenzyme A biosynthetic process. Gene Ontology annotation, molecular function: dephospho-CoA kinase activity. The transcript is spliced from 3 exons. The coding region runs from base 117 to 1067 and encodes 316 amino acids. The record is from RefSeq and is a predicted model, not a curated record. NCBI's taxonomy places the organism in Eukaryota, Fungi, Mucoromycota, Mucoromycetes, Mucorales, Lichtheimiaceae.